Triticum turgidum subsp. durum (durum wheat) is the source of this 1062-nucleotide messenger RNA. The record is from the annotation of a GenBank genome assembly. Lineage: Eukaryota; Viridiplantae; Streptophyta; Magnoliopsida; Poales; Poaceae.
AUGGACGCCAACGACUACGUCCCGUAUCUCGUCUUCGACCCCGCCCUGUCGCGUGGCUACGAGGUGUUGCUGUUCCGCCGCGAGCCCGAGAAGCCCAAGAAGUUCGACCUCAUUGAGUUUCUGUCUUUGCUGGAUGACAUGUCGGUCGGCGAGGAGGACGUAGAGAAUGAGGGCCAAGAUGAACCGGCUGGAGAACCUUCCAUGGAUGACUUGCAUCGUUUGACGGAAUGGCCACAGUCACAAUGGACGCUGCCUGUGUUCUCAUCGGCCACUGGAGAGUGGCAGGAGAGGUCAUUUGUCCGGGAAGGAGAGGCUGUCAAGACGAUGGCCAGUAUGCAACUGGAUGCGGUACAACCCAUGGAAUGGGGCCCAAGAUGGCGCUACAGUGUGUAUUGGCGAGGCGCGCUUUACGUCCAUUGCCGUGGUGCAUUUGUUGCAAGGAUAUCUUUAUCAGAUGGUAAAUACCGGGUAUUUAAUACACCAAUAGAUUUUGAGGAAAGCAAACAUGCAUGUCCUUAUCUUGGGAAGUCGGAAAAAGGGGUGUACUUUGUGACAAUUCACAAGUACAAUAACCUUCUUCGUGUUUGGAACCUCAGUGAAUCAAGCGGUCCAAUAGAUUGGGUACUAAAGCAUACUAUCGAGCUUGAUGAAUCUACUUUGUGGGCCGCGACGCGUUUCUACCAACACGAGAUUAAUGGACCUUGGAUCUUAGAGGACAAUAACAACGAUGAUGUGGAAAACAAGAUGGUGCCGCUAAAAGAAGAUAUUGAAUGGAACUCCGAUGAGAUAAUGCAUUCAUCAAUGGUAAUAUCAAUGAAGAACUAUGUGUCAAACAACCCCCUUUUGAAGGCCACAAGCAUCCUGACAGAGUGUAUAGGCUUCACAAAGUCCUUUAUGGGCUCAAGAAAGCUCCUUGAGCUUGGAAAAAUACCUCAAAGCCGCUUGAAGAAAUGUUUCAUGGAAAAUUGGGAAGACAUCAAGACUCCAAUGCCAACACAUGGACACCUUGACUCCCAAGAUAAUGAUAAACCAUUCAACAAAAAGUGUGUGCACGGAGGGUGA